UUCACUUUCUCUCUCUAUAUAUAUCUCUCUCUCUCUCUCCAAAUCUACAAAGCUCAAAAUGUCAAUCUCAGUAGAAUCUUCAUCCCCUGUUUCCCUUAACAAGGGUUCACCAAGCUUGAUGGGUUCUUCAGAAAUUUACAGUCCAUCAUCAGAUAGACGUUUUUGGAGUAAUCUUCGAAGCAGGGUCGAUACGAUUCUUGAAAAUCGCGAAAAUCGCAACCCUGUUGAUUUUUCCUUCCCUGGUCAAAAGAGUGAUGGAGCUGAGGAUCGAUCGAAGAGGAUGAAGGAAGAUGCUAUGCUAUUACUAAGAGGAUUUGAUUCUGUUGCUGACACUCUUUCACAGUUAUCUGGCAAUCUCGAAAACGCCCUUCAGGGAGCAAGAAGUCUAGCAAAACCUCCCACAUUGACAGAUAUACUUCAUUGCACCAUGGAAAAGGCCAAAAGUGAGGAAAACCAAUCAAAGGAAGGGGGUAAACAUGAGGGAGACGAAGAAAAAGAAGAGAGCGAAGAAGGCAAUAGAGGGUUAAAGAGAAAAUUGGAUUCUGAAGAAAUCUCAGAGGAUCCUCAACAAGAUGAUGAUUUCAAAAAAGAAAUUGAGCACGCCCCGAAGGAGCUCGGAAAGUUCAAGAAGGCCAAAAAUCUUGCGAUUUCCAUGGCGUCAAAAGCAGCCACGUUAGCUCGAGAAUUAAAAUCAAUGAGAUCGGACCUACGCUUUAUGCAAGAACGUUCUGCUCUUUUGGAGGAGGAGAAUAGAAGGCUUCGUGAUGGAUUUGACACGGGGAUACCACCAGAAGAAGAUGACCUGGUGAGGCUCCAAAUGGAGGCACUUCUAGCUGAAAAAUCCAGGCUUGCAAAUGAAAAUGCGAGCUUGAAUAGGGAGAACCAGUGCCUUAGACAGCUUGUUGAGUACCACCAGUUUGCCUCAGAAGAUCUCUCCUCGUCCUACGAAGGCUUACUAAGAGGAAUGGGAUUGGAAAUUUCAUGUUCUCCAGAGGAACAUACUGAGGCAAAUGGUGGAUCCGGAGCGCGAGAGAAAGAUAUAUACGGAAUUUCCAAAUCCCUUGAUGAGAUCUAUGAUGAAGAAUGAAGAAAUAUUGAUUAGAGUAAAAUUGCUUUUUGCUCCAUGUUGUAAUCUAUCUAUAUUAAAUAUUGUAAAAUUUUGUUGUCAGCCUAUGUUGCAAGUUGUAUUUCUAUAAUGAUAGACAACAAUUAUGUUGUUCCUC
Messenger RNA from Lycium ferocissimum, 1223 nucleotides. RefSeq lists its product as uncharacterized. Lineage: Eukaryota; Viridiplantae; Streptophyta; Magnoliopsida; Solanales; Solanaceae. Bases 59 to 1087 code for a protein of 342 amino acids. The transcript is spliced from 6 exons. The record is from RefSeq and is a predicted model, not a curated record.